Molecule: messenger RNA, 4892 nt
Organism: Brassica rapa (field mustard)
Lineage: Eukaryota; Viridiplantae; Streptophyta; Magnoliopsida; Brassicales; Brassicaceae
Product: zinc finger protein ZAT4
Biological process (GO): regulation of DNA-templated transcription
Source: RefSeq, a predicted model, not a curated record
UGGAAUCUAUCUAAUAAAAAGAUUUAAAACACAAAAGUAGUUGAUUAUAUUGAAAAUGAUGUUUUUUCCUUUUGUAUCCAAGUGAAAUUAGAUUAGUCUCUAUUUAUAGAUCAUAAAACUGUUAUAUUUUUUAAAAAAUAUUAUUAUAUUCUACACAUUCAAUUUGCACCACCUGGCUAAGCCGAACUACAUAAAAUUUUAUCAACAUGUUAAACUUUACAACACCGUUGAAAUCACCUCGAUGAGCUACAAAAUAUCACCAAUCCCAUUGUAGGGUAUUCAACCCCCACCCCCAUUGUGAGUACUCUUAUGUUAAUAAGAAUUGCAUAUGUUACGGUGAGAGAAUGCAGCAAGAAGAAGAGCAACAUACAUGAAUUUACAAGCAUAAAAUGGAAGAAUGCUAAAAUGUAUUAUACAAUAAACCCAAAAUUCUUUUUGAUUAUUUAUUGAAAAAUAAAUUUUAACCGGCUUUACUGACUAUGAAGUAUGAACUAGUAGAAUUUUAUAUUGCAGUCUUUUUUUUCUACUAACUACGAACUAGUAGAACUUUCGGUUUUCACGCGAAAUAAAGAUCCGAUAGCAGUAUCAGUAUAUAACCUCUAUAGUUUUUUGAUUGUGAUGGACUCUUGUUCAGUUUUAAUAUAGGCACUUGAAACAUUAACUUACAAUCCUCCAAAUUUUAAGAAUUAAUAAUACAUACAAAAAUAAAGUUUAUAAAUUGUUAAAAGCAAAAUUUAUUGAAAUUGUCUAUAAAUCAUAAAAAUCUCAAGAUCAAGCUCUCUUAAUGAACUCCUUAUUUCAUUCAGUCAACUAUGGAAAGAUAACUAAUAUUGAAUAAAAACCAAUUUUUAUUUUUAUUUUCUGUAUAUUUUACGCAUUUUAUCAGUUGACUUCAUGAAGAGUGUUGCUACGUCUAUUCGCUCAUCAAACAAUUUGAUUAAUGUGUAAAAGUGAUUAAUAUCUAGGAACCCAAUGUUACAUGCUGGAAAUAAGUAACACAUAUAUGUAUGCUUACUAUACUUUAUUAAUAAUGAAAUAUUAAAAAAUAAUAAUAAUAAUAAUGAAAUAUUAAUAUGAAGUUCUAACGUGACAAGUCAACUGAAAAUUAAAAGAAAUGGUGAGUUUUUUUUCCUUUAAGAGAGUAGCGUAAGUGGUUUGGCACCACCAUUAAGUCAUGCCAUUGAAGAAGAAUCGCAACUUUAACACUUUGCGUAUGUGAAUUGCUUCCACACUUUUGAUUCAAAAGAUCUCUAACUUUCAGUUAAAAAUAAAAGUCCUUGUGUGUUAAAUUACCUUCCUAAGUAAGUUCCUUGAGUAUAUUUAUUGUUUUUGUAACCUACAAUUAUGGAACGUUUAGCUUUAACUUGAUUCGAGAUUUGUGAUCUACCAUGCACUUUACAAGUAAAACUACAACUUUUUUUUACCCUUGUGGAUGAUUUAGUCUUCGAAUUAUCAGUUCAAUGAAUCCAAAAAGAUCACAUGAUCGCUGUGUGGGUUGUUUGAUCACGUUUAGUACAGUGCUACCAGAAAAUAAAGUGAGAUGGUUAGGUUUGUUUUAAACCAAAGGCAUAAAAUUUAGUGGGUCCAAAGUUAAAUGUGUUUGUAGCUUAAGAGAAUACACUUUGAAAAAAACAACUAGCUCACAUCUUCUAUUGUCUACUCCUUUUUGUUUUGUCAAUCUUUGGUUUAAGUUUAAUGGACUUGAGUUGGUAUAUUUGAUUUGUUGAACAAGAACGUGUGGCAGUGUUAUUGAUGAAGCGAAAAUUAUGGACACUUGACUUUUUCUCAUUGUUUUGUAGCUUUGAAGAUCCAAAAUUAAAGGAGAAAACCAAUCUUUUCACAAUUUUUGGCAUUCCUAAGCGUCUUAAUUCGAGUGAUUAGUGGAAUUAAACUAAGAUUAUACUAAGAUUAAGUGGGUAUUAGAAUCAUGCUUGCUUAUAACUUGCUAAGAGACAUGGUCACUUGACAGUUGGCUAAAACUGAAAAGUUUAUCUAUUUAUUUAAAUUUUUUGUUACAUUACAGAGAUAAAGUUACCGGUGGGUGAGGAUAUGUUUUAUAAGCGUCGUUAAAAUUAGUACGUGGCGGUCACAAACUGAAGAACUGACAGCCAUAAAGUGUUAAACAUUCUUCCCCUCGUUUUUGGACAACGCUUUGUUCUGGUCCUGUCCUGACUCGUUACAACAACAAGAAGGGAAAAAAAAAAGACAUCACCUUGUAUAAUACCAAAAGUGCCCUUAAUAGAUUGGUAAGUUAAUUAAUUAUUUUGCGCCAAAAAUAGACAACUUAUAGUGUCUGAAGGUGUUAAAAUAGAACAUUUCCUAUUUUUAAGAAGGGUAGUACAGGAAAUGUGAAGAUUAGUUUUUUUUUUUUGUUGUUGUUUCAGAAACGGGCAAAGCUCGCAUGUUACAUUGUCCGUUCUUCACCCUUUCAUGGCAAACGCUUUUAUUAGAUUAUUCAAAAUAACAAAUUUUACUCUUUCUUUUUUUUUUCCGUUUUUUGAUUGAAUUAAUUAAUGAAUUUUACUGUUUUUAAAAGUUUUGAUUUCUCUUUUUAAUUCUUCUCUUCGUCUUCUUAUUAGUUCGUUGGCUGUAGAAGCAGAACGCUUUUGUUACCUACUCUCCUUUUGUAGCUUCUCUACUUCUUCUUCUCUCUUUCUUUGUGAGAGAUAACUCCAAAAAAGCUUUUUGUAUUGAAGAUGGAGAGAUACAAGUGCAGGUUUUGCUUCAAGAGCUUCCUCAAUGGAAGAGCUUUAGGUGGUCACAUGAGAUCUCACAUGCUUGCUCUCCCUUCAAAACGUGAGCUUUAUGAAUUAACUGAACGGCCGAGUCAACUCAGUGAGGAGACAGAGUCCGAUGCUUCUUCUUCGUCUGAUGAGCAAGAAGAAGAAGAUCAUCAUGUGAAUUGCGGAGAGUUCGAAAGCGAAACCGAGUCCUCAAGGAUGAACCCAACUCGGAAACGUUCCAAGCGUACUAGGAAGCUCGGAUCGUUCGAUUUCGACGACUUCAAGAAGGUGAGAACGAGUCAACCCGGUGGUGAGGUGGUGACAGAGCCAGAACAUCACAGCUCAGCUUCUGACACGACGACGGAGGAAGAUCUCGCCUUUUGUCUCAUUAUGCUCUCGAGAGACAAGUGGAAGCAACAGAAGAAGAAGACGAUUGUAGUAGAAGAAGAAGAUGAUGAACGUGAAGAUUACAAACCGAGCAAGAACAGAGGAGGAAGAGGAAGAUUCAAGUGCGAGACUUGUGGUAAAGUGUUCAAUUCGUAUCAAGCAUUAGGAGGGCACAGAGCAAGCCACAAAAAGAACAAGACUUUCACAACAAUGACGUCGACGAAAACAGAGCAUGAGAAAACACUAACAGAGAGCGAGAAAGUUCAUCAAUGUCCGAUCUGUUUUAGGGUUUUCACUUCAGGACAAGCGCUUGGUGGUCAUAAGAGGUCUCACGGAAGCAACAACAUCGGAUCAAGAAGAGAAUUGUCUGUAAAUCAAAGUGUUCGAAGCAUUAAAGAAGAAGAAGAAGAAGAAGAAGUAUCAGUGAAACAGAGGAUGAUAGAUCUUAAUCUUCCUGCACCAAACGAAGAUGAUGAAACCUCUAUCGUGUUCAAUGAAUGGUGAAAACGAAAGACUAUGUUUAACUGCAAAAGAGGCUACUUUUACAUGUUCGAACGCCAAGUCUUUCACUACUAGCCUCACUUCGUGUUGGCCUAAUUCAAAGAGCAUUUAAUUGUCACUAGUGAUUAGAAGAAGAAUCAUGAAGUGUUUCUAUAAAGUUAUUCACAGCUUGUUUUAGGUAUAACUGAAUCAUAUCAGUUCUUGAUUUAGGUAUUACUGUACAAUUUUAAGAGCUAGAGAUUGCCCACUUCAUCUAUCUCUUUGGCCUACUAUUAGAAGAAAAAAAGAAAGUCAAAUCUAAAAAGGAAGAGAUCAACUUUAGUUUUUUUUUUUUUGAAACUUAAUACAUUUUCAUAUAUCAUUUUCACUAUAGAAUCAAAUUUGGCCUUAUGGGUUUUGAACUACCACCACAUUAGAAUUAUUCUUCACGUAUACUUUAUUCUUUAGUUAUGAUUUGGAAUCAAAACUAAUGUUCAUAGUCGCCACCCAAUAGAUAUCAACAAAGUUGUGAUUUAAAGUGGUUGUGAUGGUUCAACUAGUCUUAUUACGCAGUUUGGUGGCUACUCACUAGUGUUUACAAAGAAAAAAUCAUUAAUCCAUGAUUUGUUUGGUGGCUAUUGGCUAAUCACUUGGGUUUAGUGUUUACAAAGUAUCACUAAUCUAUUUUUCAUUUUUAAAAGAAAUAGAAUAUUCAAUGGGACUUUCUCUUUUUUGGUAAAUUUUCAAGAAUAUUUCAAUAUACAGUAUAUAUCGAAUGAUUACGGUUAUAUGAAAGGAACGGACUAAGCGUACCAAAAACGUUAGUAAGUUUUCAAGAGUUUUAUUUGUUUCUUAUUAAAUCCUUUUAGGUCUCAAAUAUGUAAGUCGAUUUUAUUCAUUUGCUUUGCCAGUAGAGUAAGUAGAUCUUGUCCACACUGACACGAACUUCCUCUCUAUACUUGUCUACGAAAAGAGCGAACACGCACAACAACAACAAAAACGCUAUAAUAAGUUAUAAAAACGGUGGGGAAAAUUACUUCAUUUAGCUUAAGUUUUGUUUUUAUAAGAUUACGUUUUCAUAGAGUUUUAAACUGGUAUAAAUGGAUAAAUAUUCAUUUUCCCAUUAUAAUUUAUAAUUUGAUUUUAUACGCACAUAACUGGUUUUGGACAUAUUUAAUUGAAGAAAAAUCCAGUAGAUAUGAUACGUUCAUACUAAAGAACUAAAGAAGUCCGUGAAGGUCACUCUCUGUAAAGCUAUGAUAUGUAAGAGAAACUCAUAUAGAGAAAGGUGUCAAAUGUAUA